Molecule: messenger RNA, 345 nt
Organism: Hemisphaericaspora subhashii
Lineage: Eukaryota; Fungi; Ascomycota; Pichiomycetes; Serinales; Debaryomycetaceae
Exons: 1
Coding region: 1-345 (114 amino acids)
Source: RefSeq, a predicted model, not a curated record
AUGACAGCUAUUAACGAAAAGCAACAAUCACAACAAGAUGCACAAACAGGAGAAUUCGAUUCAAAUGAAUUUAAUCAUCUUUUGGAAAUAACUCAACUGAUUUUGAAUCCAAAUGGUGAACAUCCUGAGAUUGGAGAAUUUGUCACCACAUGCUUCCAUUAUAUCGCCCAGGCUUUAGCAAAAAUGCAAUCAUCGACUGACAAGCAAGCCACCGCCAAGGAGAUUGCCGACGAUCUUACUCAAAGAUUUAAUGAUUGGGUAAAAAGUAGGGAAGAAAAACUAAAACAGGAACAGGAGAUGAAAGAAAAGCUGGUACAAGAACCAACUGAAACUGGCUUCAAGUAA